Messenger RNA from Gavia stellata (red-throated loon), 1412 nucleotides. It is a transcript of the gene ITGB3BP, whose product is annotated as integrin subunit beta 3 binding protein. Lineage: Eukaryota; Metazoa; Chordata; Aves; Gaviiformes; Gaviidae. Bases 25 to 570 code for a protein of 181 amino acids. The transcript is spliced from 9 exons. The record is from RefSeq and is a predicted model, not a curated record. Gene Ontology annotation, cellular component: nucleoplasm. Gene Ontology annotation, biological process: regulation of DNA-templated transcription; CENP-A containing chromatin assembly.
GCGGGAGCGGCUGCAGGCGCCGCAAUGUCAGUUAAGAGAGCAUUAAAGUUGGACACUGUUAAAAGAGAUAAUCCAUCUGAUGCAACACCUUUGAAGACCAAAAAGAAAAACCUAAACUCUUACUCACCAACAACAGGAACACGCCAAAUGAGUCCAUUUUCCUCUCCCAUGAGUCACAAUGCACAAAAUCUCAGAAAUCACCCAUCAAAUGGAGAUGGAACUGAGCAGAAUGAUUCAGAAAGCAGAUUACCCAGAAGAGGGCAGCCUCAAACAGAGAAGGAUGCGUUCAUGGGAUUGCAGUCCAAAGUGAGAAGUUCAUUGGUUAGAAUUCUGAAAAUAAGAGCAAAUCUGACAAGUCUACAGGCUUUAGAGGGCACUAGAGAGCUUGAAAAUAUUAUUGGUGUCUCAGACUUUUCUUGCAUCUUGAGUGCUGAAAUGCAGAAAACCCAAGUGCUAAUGAGUCAAGCAGAAGAACUGCAGCUGUUUAAAAGAAACCAUGGAAAACUUCCUGCCCAAGGGUAUGUUCAGACUGCCAGUAGCUCUGCAUUCCUGAAGUCGCUCCUGGACUGAGGCAUUAUGUGAAAAAUGCAUUCCACAGCAACCCAAAGUUCUACAUCUGCUUGACUGUACUUAAAAGGAGAGAAGAAAUGACUGUAAACCAAUCUCCCCAGCAAAUACCAGUUCGGGAUUGCUCGUUGCGCUAGGCAGGUGCACAUCUAGAUAAAAUUUCUGGCAUCUAUUUAAACUCAACAAUGUGCACAACCAGAUAAUCUCAAUGUAAAUAAUACAUCACGGUUGUUUUAUGCAAGCCUGUGUACAAAAUGCUGAUUUAGGUUUGCUGCUGCAUGGAAAAUAAACUAUAGUUUCCGUAUGUAUGUUCUUGCUGCAAAUAUGUAAUUAUGCUGCCUUGAUGUUUUCUCUUUUAAAAAAAGGCAAUAUAACCCUUUUUAUAAUGAAUCUUCAAAACCUCCUCUCCAACCUAGUGAAUACCCUGCAUCUCAAAGCAUGUUAAAAGAGUGCAGUAGAAUGACUUUUUUUUUGCCAAAGUUCAACAUAAAUGGUCAGAAUUGACUGUCCUUUCUUCCUACCCCUGCAAAGUACUGUUACUCAAACAGAUAAACUGAUUUUUUACAACUAAAAUUCUGAGAACCAAAAUGAUAAACAUGUUCCAGUGUGUGGUUAAACAUUGACGCACUCAAGCUUUGGGCAUUUUUAAUUAACAAAAAAUGGUUUUGCACUUCGAUGUCUGUACAGUCUGAUUGGAAAAAACGUUAGUAAUUGUUUGAAGGGAAUUGUUUCAGUUACUCUUUUUAAUUUCCACACCAUUCUCCUUUUAAGCCUUCUGUGCUGUUGGUAUUUGUUGUAUGUACAAGACUGACCAGCUGAUUGCUUUGUAUGAAUGAUAAUGGCGG